UAUUAAAGAUGUGAAUUGUAAGAAUUGAGACUCUCUCAAGUCUUCACGAGAAGGACGUAACUAGAUUUCACAUGGUUGGUUGAAAAAGUUCAAAGCUUUAUCUGUACACAAAAUUCAGAAAACAUGUAUCCAUACGUACAACAUGUUUUUGUUAAUAAAAUUAGUAAUUAUUUUGUGAUUGAUGAUAAAAAUAUGAUGAACUCAAAAGAUCGAAACACCAACGAUAUGGAAGCCAAAUCUGAUUCUUCCUCUUCUUUCCCUCCAGGUAUUAUAAAGAAAUCAUUACUCAUCAUCUUCGUUAACGGUUUUCUGGCAUGGGCUUAUCAAGCAGCUUGUCCACCCCCACCCAAGAAACUCGGAUCUCCAGACGGACCUCCCAUUACAAGCCCUAGAAUCAAGCUUCGUGACGGAAGACAUUUGUCCUACAAAGAAUAUGGUGUGCCCAAAGAGGUCGCCAAAUACAAGAUAAUUUAUGUCCAUGGCUUCGACUCUAACAAGCAUUUUGCUGUUGUUGCCACGUCAGCCUCCUGGGCCCUAAUUGAAGAAUUGGGGAUACAUAUUGUUUCAUUCGAUCGACCUGGUUAUGGAGAGAGUGAUCCAAACCCUAACCAAACUUUAAAGAGUUCGGCUUUGGAUAUCGAGGAGCUUGCUGAUCAGUUAGGACUUGGAUCAAAAUUCUAUGUUGUUGGUUUUUCAAUGGGUGGUCAAGUGACUUGGACUUGUUUGAAGUACAUUCCUCACAGGCUAGCAGGAGCGACUCUUAUUGCUCCUGUAGUUAAUUACUGGUGGCCACGUUUGCCAAUGAAGUUAUCACAAGAAGCAUAUUCAAAGCAGUUCAUUCAGGAUCAAUGGAGUCUACGUGUUGCUCAUUACCUUCCAUGGCUGACGUACUGGUGGAACACUCAGAGAUUCUUUCCUUCUUCCACUCUCAUUGCUAAUAGCCCUGAUAUUCUUUCUCCUCAAGACAUACAACUUUUGCCCAAAUUUACAGCUGGAAGGGCACCAUUACUUGAGGGACAAAUAAGACAGCAAGGAGAAUACGAGUCCCUCCACCGUGACUUGAAUAUUGGAUUUGGUACCUGGGAAUUCGACCCGAUGGAGAUUGAGAACCCGUUUCCAAACAAUAAAGGAUCCAUUGAUAUUUGGAUGGGUGAUGAUGAUAAAAUUGUGCCUGUGACACUGCAACGUUAUAUUGCUAAACAGCUUCCAUGGAUAAACUAUCACGAGCUCAAGGGUGCUGGUCACUUGUUCCCUUAUGCUGAUGGGAUCAGCGAUGCUAUCCUAAAAGCGCUUCUCCUUGGUAAAAGUUAGCUUAUAAUAUGCUAUAUUUAAGUGUUCGGAGUUUGGCAAGAUAAUAUUACUCCUAUUACUUAAUGUUUGUGUGAAUAAUUUUUUGUAAGUUAUAAAAAAUUUAUAUUUGUAAAUUAUAUACACGGUAUUCGGGUCUCCAUAAAAAAUGUUGUAAUUUCAC
Molecule: messenger RNA, 1471 nt
Organism: Lactuca virosa
Lineage: Eukaryota; Viridiplantae; Streptophyta; Magnoliopsida; Asterales; Asteraceae
Source: the annotation of a GenBank genome assembly